Messenger RNA from Serendipita indica DSM 11827, 273 nucleotides. Lineage: Eukaryota; Fungi; Basidiomycota; Agaricomycetes; Sebacinales; Serendipitaceae. The record is from the annotation of a GenBank genome assembly.
AUGGCUGACGUCCUUACAUCGAUCGGAGUCGUCCUUGGCGGCGUCGCCGCAGGCGCCAUUGCUGCCCCAGUCGCAGUCCUUCUGUUCGGAUUUGGCACAGGAGGUGUCGUAGCAGGCUCGUUGGCGGCUGGAACUCAUGCCACCAUCGGAAACGUCACAGCAGGUUCUAUUUUUGCGUUCAUGCAGUCUAUGGGAACUAUGCCACUCCUCUCUGGUCUCUACGGCAGCAUCGCCGGCGGCUUAGUAGGAGCUGUUGGAGCCAUUUUUGUUUGA